Molecule: messenger RNA, 19698 nt
Organism: Coregonus sp. 'balchen'
Lineage: Eukaryota; Metazoa; Chordata; Actinopteri; Salmoniformes; Salmonidae
Source: the annotation of a GenBank genome assembly
CCUGGCUAAAUCAAUGGCUUGACAUACGUUGAUAUGAUCUGAUGCAUCUAUGUGUGCCUUUCCUGCAGCUGUUUGACCGUGUGAGGGAGGACAACCCAGACUUCCACCAGAAGAUAGUUCCUAUCAGCAGUGAGUUGACACAGCCUGGCCUGGCCAUCAGUCCUGAGGACGUAGAGAGACUGACCUCCUGCAUCAACAUCGUCUUCCACUGUGCUGCCACCAUCCGCUUCGACGAACCCCUCAAGUGAGGACCACAGCCCCUACACACACACAUUAACUAUCCCUCUAUCCCUAGCUAUCAUGCUAACUCACUACUUUAUCAACUCAACAAAUCAAAUCAGUUUGAUUCUAUAUAAAUGCAUGGACGUAGCUUGUGUCUGACACAGAGAGAGGUACAAAGACAUAGAGAUCCUUUUAGUAAUUAAUUAAGUAUUCUAAAUCCCAAUUCUAUGUACAAAGGCACAGUAGACCGUCUCUAGUUCAGAGGAAUUCAGCCGGUAUUGGGGCCAUGGUAGUCUUUGGAUGUUUCACUCGGGUCUGGUUUAUGGGGUCGGCGGGUUUUGCUUUGUCAUUGUCCCAAGUACCAGGAAGUGUCCAUUGCCCAGGGACUCCCUACAGGAAGUGAUGUUUGGUUGAUAGUAUGGACUGUUUGUGUUCUGGUGUUGACCAAUGGGAAAGCUGAUACUGUACAUCUAGAGUAUGAUGACGGUUGAGAAACACAACGGAGAUUCCACGAUAAUACACUUUAUUUGUGUAGUGUCUGUCAAGCAACAUUGUUUACUUAAAAUGGUUGACAGACGUUAAACAUAUUAAAUAAAAUCCAUUACAAUGAUGUUGAGAGGAGAAAGACAUAGAGUACUGUAACAUUUAAUUUAUAAUAAGGAUUUAGAAACUGUUUAAAUUUUCAAUAUUCCACAUGGUUUCAUCAUCUCACGUAGUAGACAGUGCAUCAACGUUCCAUGUGGUGAGAGAGAGACAGACAGAGAGAGAGCUGUAUCCAGGGAGUCUGCAGGUAGCUAGCCGUAUGGGGGAGAGGGAUGUCUUUAGAUGUCUCCCUUACUCAGUGAGGAAGCAGGAAUGAGGUGUUCAGAGGGAUUAUUAAAACAUAAAAGAGCUCUGUGUCUGUCUGUCUGUCUCAGUGUAUUCUCACGAGCCUUCAUCAUACUGUUAAAUAUAUCUGUCUGGGUGUCUGUGUGGCUGCUGGGAACAGAUCCCUUUGAGUAGGACAGACAGGACAGCCUUAAGGGAUGAUAUGCCAUCAGAGAGGUGAAAGGAGGUGUGGGGAGGCAGGACAUUAGCCAUGACUGACAGCUCAAUUAGGGAAAAGCUGUGAGAUUGUUCUCUGAACAGCAUCAUAACUCUCUUCUCUUCCCUCUUUCACUUUGUCUUUCUCUUUUCACCCCUGCCUCUACAUCCCUUCCUCUGUAUUUCUCCCUCUCUCCCCUGUUCUCUCUCACUUUCUCUCUCCCUCUCUCGUUUUGACACACAAGGUUGUUACCCUGUCUCCCGGGAAACAAAGUUGCCAGGGAGUGUUGGAGCAUAAUCAGACAACAGUUUAAUCACAGGGACCUAGACCACAGCUCUUCAGAUAGUGCCCUAGACAAGCCUAGCACUGAAGCAGUGAUAAACACAAUAGCCACCAUAGCCGCUAGGCUACAGUAUAUCUAGCACCCUAAUGAAGAAUUCAUUAAUGACAGCGGCUUGGAGCAGUGAGGAACACAUAGUUAGGAGCAGUCCCACAGUCACAGUGGUGUUCUAGGCUCUAUAACAGUUCUCAAACGGUGGUACGGCCUACUACUACUACCACUCUCAUCCCCAUGUGACAGGCCACUGCCGCUGACUGUCACAACUGCCUUCCCGGCACUGCCAUUAAUGGCCAACCGCUGCCAAACCACAUCUGACAUCUGCACUCACAUAAACACACACAUACACCGUCCACACUGCCUGACUGUGGCUGAGAAGCACUAUCUCUCUGUAGACUGGCUGAGAGGUGAGCUAGAGUCCUGCCUGUUUAGGAAGCAGUGUCAAUAAGAGUUGCCAGAGUUUGAUAUGGCUUUUUGAAAGGGUAGAUGGAUAGAUACAGGUGUGGUUUGUAUGGAGUAAAGAGAAAAUUGAUGCAAAUGUUUAUUCCGGGAAUGGAAGCACAUUGCUGGAAUGAUGUGUAAGGAUAAAAGGGUGUGAGUAUGUUUGGUCUCUCUCUCUCCCUUCCUCCUUCUCUCUCUGUCGGCCUCUCUCUCUUUGUCUCUCUGUCUGUCUCUCUCGGUCUCUCUGCGUCUCUCUGUCGGUCUCUCUCUCUCUGUCUCUGUCUCUCUGUCUCACACUUCUCUCCUUGUGAUGAUAUUAUGAGAAUGCAUAGUGUGCUUAUGCUGCUUAGUAUACUUAUGCACAGUGAUCACUAACCUAGUCCUGCUGUGUGUGUAUUUCCUCUCUUCCCAGACACGCCCUGCAGCUGAACGUUAUGGCCACGCAGCAGCUCCUGUGUCUGGCCCAGCAGAUGCACCACCUCCAGGCCUUCAUCCACAUCUCCACAGCCUACGCCAACUGCAACCGCAGGCACAUCGACGAGAUCAUCUACCCACCGCCUGUAGAGCCCAAGAAGCUCAUCGACUCCCUGGAGUGAGUAGUGUGAAGUCUACUUUCUGCAUCAGAGUUUGGGGUGGGGCUGCUGCUAUUACGAAUCCAUCUAUUCAGGAAGUGAUUUCAAUUGCAAAUUUCAUGCAUUGAAAAUAUGCUCAGUGAAGAUAAAUGGCACUUAGGCCUAGAUUCAAUCAGAUCAAGCGUUAACCGGCGAUAGCCAACACCUGCAUAGCUGAUGUUUUGGUGGUGUUGGAGGUGGAACUACGUUGGAGCUGUCAAAUCGGUGAGCAGCUGCUCUUGUGAUCAUUGUCACGAAGCCACACCGGUCCCACUCACGUUAGAAGUUCAACAUUUGAAAAUGUCCACAUUAGGUAUAACGCCUGGUGCCGCUUGUGGAUUUGACAGCUCUAACACAGUUCCACCUCCAACACCACCAAAACAACCGCUAUGUGGGUGUCUGUCACCAUUCUCUAAAGCAGAACCCAGAAGCAGACCAGGACAAGGUGAGUUGAAUGAAGGUGAGUAUUUAUUUAAAGACUUAAAUGUGGAAGCAGGAGAAUCCAGGUGACGGAGCUGGCAGUGGAGGUGAGUUGGUGGGAGUGAAUGGGCAGAUCCAAUGAUGUCUCUGAAGCCACAGACAACCAGGCAGCGGUGGAGUGAAUGUUCCGGGAGAGUAACUGUAGACAGAGUAAACGAAGGUGAGUUCACAGCAAGCAAAAAGUACAGAACAGCAAAACUAACUCUUAGUAAUCUGAGGCUGAUACGCAGGCACAACAUACUGUUCAUGGCUAACGAUCUGGCAGGGAAUGGAUGUCAGGUCAGAGCUUAUGAAGUGGAGAGGUGAUGAUCAGAACCAGGUGUGCAGAUAGCUGAUGAGAUGCAGGUGCGGGUAAAGGAGAGAUCUCCCACCUUGGUUCGUUGCCCGGCAACCAGACAGGGUGCGGUCAGGAAACUCAGGAAAAAACAACUCCAGGACAAAAACAGGCAACAGAUAGAAACCGACUCAGGAAGCGGGAUUCAUGACAGUGUCGGCUACCACAGAUCUGAUAUAAUUUAGCCCUUAGUUAGAUAAAUGACAGUAUAUUUAUUGAAUUUCAAUUCAUCUCCUGAAUUAACUGAUUGAAAUGGAAUUGAACUGAACCAAGGGUGCUGUCAAGUCCACACCGCCUCGUGCCAUUUCCAACUAAUGAUUGAUUAUAAAUACCCUCACAGACAGCUAUCAGAAUGAAUGAUGUUUCAUCUAUCAACACAAAAUGCCAACUUUACUUCAAUCCUGGCAUGUGUCCUGUACCAUUGUGAUGUGAGUCUAAUUGUGAGUGUUCUCUUGUGUCUGUGACUGCAGGUGGAUGGAGGACAGCAUCGUCCGUGACAUCACGCCUCGCCUUAUCGGGGACCGCCCCAACACCUACACCUACACCAAAGCCCUGGCAGAGUGCGUGGUCCAGAAGGAGAGCGGCAAGCUCAGCAUCGGCAUCAUCAGACCCUCCAUAGUGGGAGCCAGCUGGCAGGAGCCUUUCCCUGUGAGUACCAUUACCAUAGAGAUACAGUAUGAUAUACAUGUCAUUCUAUGGGACUUCAUUACUCUACUGGACCUUGGCACUGGAUAGCUGGCAGCAAUAGAGUCAAUAGAUGAUCAAUAGAUACAGUGGGGGAAAAAAAGUAUUUAGUCAGCCACCAAUUGUGCAAGUUCUCCCACUUAAAAAGAUGAGAGAGGCCUGUAAUUUUCAUCAUAGGUACACGUCAACUAUGACAGACAAAAUGAGAAAAAGAAAUCCAGAAAAUCACAUUGUAGGAUUUUUAAUGAAUUUAUUUGCAAAUUAUGGUGGAAAAUAAGUAUUUGGUCAAUAACAAAAGUUUCUCAACACUUUGUUAUAUACCCUUUGUUGGCAAUGACACAGGUCAAACGUUUUCUGUAAGUCUUCACAAGGUUUUCACACACUGUUGCUGUUAUUUUGGCCCAUUCCUCCAUGCAGAUCUCCUCUAGAGCAGUGAUGUUUUGGGGCUGUCGCUGGGCAACACAGACUUUCAACUCCCUCCAAAGAUUUUCUAUGGGGUUGAGAUCUGGAGACUGGCUAGGCCACUCCAGGACCUUGAAAUGCUUCUUACGAAGCCACUCCUUCGUUGCCCGGGCUGAUGGAAGGAGGUUUUCACUCAAAAUCUCACGAUACAUGGCCCCAUUCAUUCUUUCCUUUACACGGAUCAGUCGUCCUGGUCCCUUUGCAGAAAAACAGCCCCAAAGCAUGAUGUUUCCACCCCCAUGCUUCACAGUAGGUAUGGUGUUCUUUGGAUGCAACUCAGCAUUCUUUGUCCUCCAAACACGACGAGUUGAGUUUUUAACCAAAAAGUUCUAUUUUGGUUUCAUCUGACCAUAUGACAUUCUCCCAAUCCUCUUCUGGAUCAUACAAAUGCACUCUAGCAAACUUCAGACGGGCCUGGACAUGUACUGGCUUAAGCAGGGGGACACGUCUGGCACUGCAGGAUUUGAGUCCCUGGCGGCGUAGUGUGUUACUGAUGGUAGGCUUUGUUACUUUGGUCCCAGCUCUCUGCAGGUCAUUCACUAGGUCUCCCCGUGUGGUUCUGGGAUUUUUGCUCACCGUUCUUGUGAUCAUUUUGACCCCACGGGGUGAGAUCUUGCGUGGAGCCCAGAUCGAGGGAGAUUAUCAGUGGUCUUGUAUGUCUUCCAUUUCCUAAUAAUUGCUCCCACAGUUGAUUUCUUCAAACCAAGCUGCUUACCUAUUGCAGAUUCAGUCUUCCCAGCCUGGUGCAGGUCUACAAUUUUGGUUUCUGGUGUCCUUUGACAGCUCUUUGGUCUUGGCCAUAGUGGAGUUUGGAGUGUGACUGUUUGAGGUUGUGGACAGGUGUCUUUUAUACUGAUAACAAGUUCAAACAGGUGCCACAACAGGUAACGAGUGGAGGACAGAGGAGCCUCUUAAAGAAGAAGUUACAGGUCUGUGAGAACCAGAAAUCUUGCUUGUUUGUAGGUGACCAAAUACUUAUUUUCCACCAUAAUUUGCAAAUAAAUUCAUUAAAAAUCCUACAAUGUGAUUUUCUGGAUAACAAAAAUCUCAAUUUGUCUGUCAUAGUUGACGUGUACCUAUGAUGAAAAUUACAGGCCUCUCUCAUCUUGUUAAGUGGGAGAACUUACACAAUUGAUGGCUGACUAAAUACUUUUUUUCCCCCACUGUACAUGGAUCACAUUCUGUAUGUAGUCUGUGGACGUUAAACAGUGUAUUGACUGGUCAGCAAGAUAAGUGUAUCAGAAGAAGUGUGAUUGGCUCAGCCACUUGCCUGGUGGGAAAUAUAUCACAAUUUAUAAAAAUCUAUGUAGCACUUUCACUGUGAUGAUGGUAAAAGGGCUCAGUCAGAAUCCUGCAAAUUCUCACACCAUCAUGUCCUGCUGUGGUGGCAAAUGGAUGGGAAUUAGUGGUUGAUCACUGUAAUAGUACACUGGUCAAAAUAUCUCCCCUGUAUACAGUCAGACAUAACCCUCCCAUUGUCCUAGGGUCAAAAUGACCCGCCACUGUGUUGAACCAACUUUAUUUAAUUUUUAUAUUUUUGGGAUCAUUUGUGAGAAGGAGGCAGUGAGACUUUAAAGAAAGUAUCACUGCCUCCUUCUCACAAAUGAUCCAAAAAACACAGUGGCGGGUCAUUUAGACCCUAGGACAACGGGAGGGUUAAAGGGGGAUUGGGUGUGUAGUGCUGAGUAAGGGUUGUAUUAGGGUUGGACCAGGACAGGUGUGUUCCUAUGGUUCGGAAGGUCCGGUUGGGCUGGAUUCCGGGGCUGCGAAGAGGAGCAUCCCUGACCCCAACAGCUGGAUAGGCAAUGUGAGGGGGGCAAGGAAGGGGCAAAGGGGCAAGGGAGGGGGUACUGGAGGGAGGGGGACUGCCAGUGCUGAAACCGGAGAGCCCCUGAGUGUCUGCUACUAGAUAGAAGGUCACUGAAAGCACCUGUAGGUUCAUGGAAAGGCUGCUCCGAAAGUUCAGUAGGUGCAGUAAUCAAUCAAUCAAUCAAAUGUAUUUUAUAAAGCCCUUUUGACAUCAACAGUUGCCCCUAGAAAGGCAGGAACCUAGGAAGAAACCUAGCUGGGAACCAGGUUUCCGAUGGGUGACCAGUCCUCUUCUGGAUGUGCAGGGUGAUGGUACUUUCAUGAGUAAGCUGCUUUUUAUUUUAUAAUCUGUCCAGCUGCUGUAGUGUAAGCUAACAUCUUAGCAUAAGGAUUCCACAGGGUUAAGUAUUUUAAUCUCACUUAGCAUAGCGGCAGAUGAAUAUAUUAAAGCGUUGAAUAAAUAGAGACUUUAUUGCUGCUUAAAAUUUUGGAGGAGCAAUGGGAGGAUGUUGUUCAACAUUUAAUCAUUUUGGUGAUAUAAUAUUCUUCAUAGUUCUUUCCCCCAAAUUCAAGUGACAUGCUUGCUUUAUUUUCCUACAGGAAUAUUAUUUGAAUGUCUAAGGCUCCAUGAAUUCACACAGGAAGACACCAAAACAAUUGUACUCUGUCAGAGUUUUCAAUAGAGUAUAAUACACUUUUAUAAUGCACUAAAAAGUAUAUUCACAGAGAACUACUAUUUAGCCCAGGGCUGUAUUUAGUUUUCUGGGGCUGAAACGUUUGAACAGUGCAGGAUCCAGAGCCAGUAGAUGUGUAAGUGGGGUCGGGCCUGGCCUGGCGGCGAAAACAGCCAAAAGAUCACGCUUUACCAGUUUAUUGCCCUGGCAGCUCGAGCCAGUGGGAGCGACGAGACAAGGGAGGAGGGUGUAUGUGUGUGUGUGAGAUUUACUUCAAUCUCCAUGUCCUCAGAACUACAUUAAGUGUUAAAAUGUCACAGGCAAUCCCCCAAUGGGGGUCAAAGAUUUAUCCCUGCAAAAAUUGGCUCUGAGACGAUGUGAUAAGGACUCUUGUCUGUCUGACUGACUGACUGACUGACUGUCUGCAUGUCUGUCUGCACCAGACCAUGUAGCCUUACCCUGUAGGGACAAGCCACAGACAGACCCACACAAAUAAGCCCAGUCUAUUACCAAUGUAUUACCGGGGGGCUAAUUGAUGUGGACACUGUGUUACUCUCCCUGCCUCAGUCUCACUCUCCAUAGGUAACUAGCUAGCCUAGCACACCACUGGAAUGCUAACUCAGCAGAUACACAACAAUCUAAUUGAUGUUGCUGUUAGGAGGCUAUCUUUAACUUGAUGACGUUGCAGCAAUGUUAUAGCGGUGCUUGAAGCUAGAAUCCUUAAUUGAAACUGUAACAAAGCGGACACCCCGGCUGUGUUUCGGUAAAAAACUGAGGGAUGGGCCUGGAGAAAUGUAACCACUCUCAAAUUCAUAGACAGAGCUAUGGAAGCAAGGAAUGACCAUCCAUGAUAUCAAAAUUAUAGUUUUAACCACGUUUUGAGGCUAUACAGUGUUUGUUUACAUUUACAUUGUUUACGAACAUUGGAGUAAAACAAGCUUGUAUUUUGGGUUCUAAUGGGGUACGACAGUUGAACUAAGCUCAUGAGGCAUGUAUAAGUUAUAUUCUUCAAGAAUCAAUGGGUAUAUAUCAUUAAUUUAUAAGUCCAAAAAUGGAUGUAGCAACUAAGAAUUCAAGCUUUAAGGGGGUACUUAGGGUUCUCUUUCAUCUACGGCUCUAUUCAAUCUGCAUCGCUGAAGCGUUACAGAUUGCGCAAUAUACAUUUGAAAGUAAUUUCCGAUUGAGCCGAGAUAUGCAGCGUUUACCUCGAAUGCAGUGUCCGCUAACACGGGAACAUUGCCUUUUAAUUUCAAUAACGCUGUAACGCUGAAGUACCUCAAUACGGAUUGAAUAGAGCCCCUAAUCUCUCAUUACACUAAUGCAUUCCCUCCCUCUUCAUUCGUCUCAGGGCUGGAUCGACAACUUCAAUGGACCAAGCGGAGUCUUCAUCGCUGUAAGUACCAGCAUCUGCUUAUUAGUUGUAUUUUUCAUAUACUAAGUUUGCUCAUUUUGAUGCCACUAGUGUAAAAUGAGAUGUUGUGGUAACCCUGUGUCCUGUCUGGUCAGGCGGGGAAGGGCAUCCUGCGCACCAUGAGAGCCAACAAUGAUGCGGUGGCUGACCUCAUCCCCGUCGACGUGGUCAUCAACCUGACCCUGGCCGCUGGCUGGUACACGGCAGUGCACAGGUUAACUUUCCCCCCAGGUGGAAUAUGGUUUGACCAAUGACUGUAUGGUUUAACCCACACAAACAGACACCCCCCAUAUUGACCUGCAGGAAGACCUCCUGUAAACAUACCUUAGCCCAGUUUGUUCGAACACACAUUCAGCUCUACACCAUUUACUGAUGAGGAAGCCCAGUGUUUUCAAUUGAUGUGAUUUGUGUUUGUGGGCUCAUUUUAUAGAUGUGUCCUAAUGAACCCUCCCCUUUGAUCCCUUAAACCUUUGACCCCAUCUCACUACUCCCUUGCAGACCCAAAACAGCUCUGGUCUACAACUGCACAACGGGCGGCAUCAACCCUUUCCACUGGGGAGAGAUCGGUAGGUAUCUGUCUGUCUGUCUUUAUGCAUGUUACGGUGACAUCCUCAAUGCUUGCUCAUCUGCCACUGUGGCUUCCCUCAUCAUAAAUCAAUGUACUUCAGUAGUUGAAAUCUUGAUGGUUAUGGUGUUGUGACUGUGAAACUAUGCAUCAUACAUUCCCACGGGGGAUAUGAAACUGUAGGUUGUCUGUCAGUCCUGGUUCUCCUAAAUCAGUUGUAAUGGUGUGUCAGUGAGAAGCAGGUGGAUAAAUGAUCUGUUUCAUAAUUGGAUGCCCAGGGAUUUUACAGUGACGAGGGUCUACUGCCACCUUCUGGCAGCUAGUAGAACAUUACAUCUGAACCCCACACUGUUUACAUCUGUUUGACCUCCACUGUGGAUCUGCCCAAAUGACAACUCCAAUCAGCAGUAAAGCACAGAUGCCCAUACAAUAACAAUUAGAGGCAAAGUGUCAUCAUGAAAUUGUCACCCUCGCAACUGCUUCCCUCCAGCCUUUUGAUUGUGGUGACGGCUCCCCUCCCGGCCCGUCAUCUACAGUACAUCCCAGCGGACCACUGAGAUGAAAAGGAAGCAUGCGGGCCGGGUACCAGGCAGGCUCAGAUUAAGCGCGGUAGCAGGUGACAGCCAGGGUCCCUCUGCUCUCAGAUUAGUGAAUCUGCUCCUUUCACCCUGGGAAAUUGCCACCAGAUGGCUGGCAGUGGGAUUAGGGCUCAUCACUCCGCCUCGCUGUUAUAGAACUGGGAUAGCGGGCACUAAUCUACCGGCCCACGUAAGAGCUAAGAAUCAAGCUAAUCAAACUGGGUCUGGGGUGCCGCUGCUUAGGGAAGUUGGAGGUUUGCUGACUUGAUAUGUUAUCAACAUUCUGGUAUCUUAAUUGGUUUUCCUCGCCUCCUCUCCUCACCUCGUUUUGAAAAAGGUCAAGAUAAUUGAGGAGCGGCGGUAAGGAUAGGGAUCGUGGAGGGAAUUGCGCUUGCAAGAAAUGAGACGGUCCUUCACUCGCUCGUCAUCAGGCAAAUUAAGUUUACAGAGGAGGAAUCCCAAAAUACAUGUGUAAAGUGAUAAAAACGAAUAUAGCUAGUUGUGCAAUAGAUGCUAUAGAUAAAAGGAUAAGUAGAGUAUCGUUUUAAAUGUGUGCAUGGUUUUCUCCUUCGAGAAAACAACAGCUGAUUCAAAGGGGGUGUGGCGGAUGUUAAAACACUUCCGUGGUAGCAGCCGGGAGGAAGCACAUGAGUAUGCUCGGCGAGAGGAGGCUAUCGAGGAGUGGAUGAUACUCCUCUAUUAGCUUACUAACUAAUUGCCACUGUGUGACCACAUGACCACUUAUCGGUUUCCGAGUCACUGAGGAGAGGAGGACGGAGGAGUCGAGGAGAGGACAGACUUUUGUCCAAUUGAGAAUCUCCCAAGGAAUCGAGGAAGGAGCCUGGAAUUGAGAAAGAGCCUUGGAAUACUGCUCAGGAGUUUUCCUCAUUCAGGCUGGGAUUCAAUCCAAGGCUUGUUAUAGAGCACUAGACAGCCGACAAUGUACCCUUUAAAGGCACCAUGAAUUGAUCCCCGGCCUCAAUCUUGUUCUGAGGGAAGCUCCACUUUCUAGGGCAGAACUAAUGUGAUUGGUUGGAUGACAAGUCAGUGGGUGGAGUUUACAGACGAGAGUCAAAUAAAAUAAACACUUUUAGGGAGGUAGGUUGGAUAUGGAUGGAGGGCGUUCAACAUGGAUUUUGACCCAAAAAGUUUGAAUCCUGGUUGUGACUUUUGUUUUCCUUACCCAACGUUUUUAACUAAUUACAUUUCUAAUCUAUUAACUUUGUUUGUUUACUUUGACUGAACAGCAUUAAAUAUGUGAAAAAACAAGCACGCUGCCAUCCCCCCUACUAGCGCAGUGGACUAUUUUAUUUUUUUAUUUUAUUAUUAUUUUUUAUUUCACCUCCUCUCGCCGACUAGGCACUGGGAUAGGGAACAGGAGGUCACAUGUUCUAAUCUUGUUGAUGCCCUUUUCCAAAGAUACAUACACUACCAUUCAAAAGUUUGGGGUCACUUAGAAAUGUCCUUGUUUUCCAUGAAAACAUACAUGAAAUUAGUUUGAAUAGGAAAUAUAGCAAAAUGCAUAGCAAAUGUAGUCAUUGACAAGGUUAAAAAUAAUGAUUUUUAAUUUAAAUAAUAAUUGUGUCCUUCAAACUUUGCUUUCGUCAAAGAAUCCUCCAUUUGGAGCCAUUACAGCCUUGCAGACCUUUGGCAUUCUAGUUGUCAAUUUGUUGAGGUAAUCUGAAGAGAUUUCACCCCAUGCUUCCUGAAGCACCUACCACAAGUUGGAUUGGCUUGAUGGGCACUUCUUACGUACCAUACGGUCAAGCUGCUCCCACAACAGCUCAGUAGGGUUGAGAUCCGGUGCCUGUGCUGGCCACUCCAUUAUAGACAGAAUACCAGCUGACUGCUUCUUCCCUAAAUAGUUAUUGCAUAGUUUGUAGCUGUGCUUUGGGUCAUUGUCCUGUUGUAGGAGGAAAUUGGCUCCAAUAAAGCGCUGUCCAAAGGGUAUGGCAUGGCGUUGCAAAAUGGAGUGAUAGCCUUCCUUCUUCAAGAUCCCUUUUACCCUGUACAGAUCUACCACUUUACCACCACCAAAGCACCCCCAGACCAUCACAUUGCCUCCACCAUGCUUGACAGAUCAAGCACUCCUCCAGCAUCUUUUCAUUUGGUCUGCGUCUCACAAAUGUUAUUCUUUGUGAUCCGAACACCUCAAACUUCGUUUUGUCUGUCCAUAACACUUUUUUCCAAUCUUCCUCUGUCCAGUGUCUGUGUUCUUUUACCCAUCUUAAUCUUUUAUUUUUAUUGGCCAGUCUGAGAUAUGGCUUUUUCUUUGCAACUAUGCCUAGAAGGUCAGCAUCCCGGAGUCGCCUCUUCACUGUUGACGUUGAGACUGGUGUUUUGCGGGUACUAUUUAAUGAAGCUGCCAGUUGAGGACCUGUGAGGCGUCUGUUUCUCAAACUAGACACUCUAAUGUAUUUGUCCUCUUGCUCAGAUGUGCACCGGGCCUUUCUUGGCAAUUUCUCGCAUGGAAUAGCCUUCAUUUCUCAGCACAAGAAUAGACUGACAUGUUUUAGAAGAAAGUUAUUUGUUUCUGGACAUUUUGAGCCUGUAAUCGAACCUACAAUUGCUGAUGCUCCAGAUAAUCAACUAGUCUCAAGAAGGCCAGUUUUAUUGCUUCUUUAAAUCAGCACAACAGUUUUCAGCUGUACUAACAUAAUUGCAAAAGGGUUUUCUAAUGAUCAAUUAGCCUUUUAAAAUGAUAAACUUGGAUUAGCAAACACAACGUGCCAUUGGAACACAGGACUGAUGGUUGCUGAUAAUGGGCCUCUGUACGCCUAUGUAGAUAUUCCAUUAAAAAUCUGCCGUUUCCAGCUACAAUAGCCAUUUACAACAUUAACAAUGUCUACACUGUAUUUCUGAUAAAUGUGAUGUUAUUUUAAUGGACAAAAAAAUUGCUUUUCUUUCGAAAACAAGGACAUUUCUAAGUGACCCCAAUAUUUUGAACAGUAGUGUAUAUAUUUGUGUUACCUUUCCCUAGCAAGGAAUGCUCACCCUCAACACCAAAACUAUCUUAACUCAACUCAACUCGUUAGUGGGGCUGGAGAAUAUUCACUGUGGCCGGGAUUCAAUAACAUCACCCUUUGUAAGUGAUGCACCUUGUAAAGGCAGUGUUCCCACGUUGAUGGUAAACACUGCAUGUCGGCUCAUUCGGAAAUUCCCUUUAAAAAGGUGCAUAGCCAACAAAUCGCGAUCAGAUUGAAUCCUGGCCAAACAUCUUUGACCCCUUCCCAAAAUAUUGUUCUUCUUAGAGUUAUUAUCUUAUAAAUAACUAAUAAAAAAUAUACAACUAAUGACGAAGGAGAGUUGAUGAUCCAAAGAAAUGUGCUGGAGCAUGGUGCUUGCAACAUCAGGGAUGUGGCUUUGAUUCCUCUAAGGCUCAUACAGUGGGGAGAACAAGUAUUUGAUACACUGCCGAUGUUUAGAAAAUUCUUAAAAUAUUGUACAAAUUUCAAUUUGUAACAUGUAUGAAAUGGAUGAGACAUCCACAAAGUAAUACAUAUCAUACUAAAUGGAGUGUCUCGGAUUUACAUACAGAAUAAUACAAAAUGCUCUGAGACCACGUGCCAAACAGUACAUACAGUGGGGAGAACAAGUAUUUGAUACACUGCCGAUUUUGCAGGUUUUCCUACUUACAAAGCAUGUAGAGGUCUGUCAUUUUUAUCAUAGGUACACUUCAACUGUGAGAGACGGAAUCUAAAACAAAAAAUCCAGAAAAUCACAUUGUAUGAUUUUUAAGUAAUUAAUUUGCAUUUUAUUGCAUGACAUAAGUAUUUGAUCACCUACCAACCAGUAAGAAUUCCGGCUCUCACAGACCUGUUAGUUUUUCAAUCAAACAGACUCCAACCUCUCCACAAUGGCCAAGACCAGAGCGCUGUGUAAGGACAUCAGGGAUGAAAUUGUAGACCUGCACAAGGCUGGGAUGGGCUCCAGGACAAUAGGCAAGCAGCUUGGUGAGAAGGCAACAACUGUUGGCGCAAUUAUUAGAAAAUGGAAGAAGUUCAAGAUGACGUCAAUCACCCUAGGUCUGGGGCUCCAUGCAAGAUCUCACCUCGUGGGGCAUCAAUGAUCAUGAGGAAGGUGAGGGAUCAGCCCAGAACUACACGGCAGGACCUGGUCAAUGACCUGAAGAGAGCUGGGACCACAGUCUCAAAGAAAACCAUUAGUAACACACUACGCCGUCAUGGAUUAAAAUCCUGCAGCGCACGCAAGGUCCCCCUGCUCAAGCCAGCGCAUGUCCAGGCCCGUCUGAAGUUUGCCAAUGACCAUCUGGAUGAUCCAGAGGAGGAAUGGGAGAAGGUAAUGUGGUCUGAUGAGACAAAAAUAGAGCUUUUUGGUCUAAACUCCACUCGCUGUUUUUGGAGGAAGAAGAAGGAUGAGUACUACCCCAAGGACACCAUCCCAACCGUGAAGCAUGGAGGUGGAAACAUCAUUCUUUGGGGAUGCUUUUCUGCAAAGGGGACAGGACGACUGCACCGUAUUGAGGGGAGGAUGGAUGGGGCCAUGUAUUGCGAGAUCUUGGCCAACAACCUCCUUCCCUCAGUAAGAGCAUUGAAGAUGGGUCGUGGCUGGGUCUUCCAGCAUGACAACAACCUGAAACACACAACCAGGGCAACUAAGGAGUGGCUCCGUAAGAAGCAUCUCAAGGUCCUGGAGUGGCCUAGCCAGUCUCCAGACCUGAACCCAAUAGACAUUUUUGGAGGGAGCAGAAGGUCCGUAUUGCCCAGCGACAGCCCCGAAACCUGAAGGAUCUGGAGAAGGUCUGUAUGGAGGAAUGGGCCAAAAUCCCUGCUGCAGUGUGUGCAAACCUGGUCAAGACCUACAGGAAACAUAAGAUCUCUGUAAUUGCAAACAAAGGUUUCUGUACCAAAUAUUAAGUUCUGCUUUUCUGAUGUAUCAAAUACUUAUGUCAUGCAAUAAAAUGCAAAUGAAUUACUUAACAAUCAUACAAUGUGAUUUUCUGGAUUUUUGUUUUAGAUUCCGUCUCUCACAGUUGAAGUGUACCUAUGAUAAAAAUGACAGACCUCUACAUGCUUUGUAAGUAGGAAAACCUGCAAAAUCGGCAGUGUAUCAAAUACUUGUUCUCCCCACUGUAUGUACUGUGUGGCACGUGGUCUCAGAGCAUUUUGUAUUAUUCUGUAUGUAAAUCCGAGACACUCCAUUUAGUAUGAUAUGUAUUACUUUGUGGAUGUCUCAUCCAUUUCAUACAUGUUACAAAUUGAAAUUUGUACAAUAUGUUAAGAAUUUUCUAAACAUACGAAAAAAGAUUGCAGUCGGGGUACAGUAUAACUGCAGUAUGCUGCAUCCAAAAUACCACUGUCGACUGCAGUUACUGUAAGGGAUAUGUUACAAAUUCCAAUUGGUUGAGGCUUACAUUAGCUAGAUGGCUAACGCUAACUAACCUUAGCUAGGCUAGGGGUUAAGGUUAGGUAACAUGCUAAGUAUUGUAGUUGCAAAGUAGCAAAUAAAUAGCAAGUAGUUGCUAAUUAGCUAAAAUGCUGACGUUGUCCGUGAUGAGAUUCAAACACACAACCUUUGGGUGUCACGAUCGAGGUAAGGAGUAGACCAAGGCGCAGCGUGAUGAACAAACAUACUUUAAUUAGUUAAAGCAUCAAAAUACAAAACAAAACACGACUCGUGACGUCCACGGUAUCAAUGACCGAACACGGAACAAAAACCCACAACCACAAAGGGAAAACAUACAGUUAAAUAUGGCUCCCAAUCAGAGACAACCAGCCAACAGCUGACACUCGUUGCCUCUGAUUGGGAGUCACUCAGGCAAACAUAGAAUACAACAAACUAGAAUGAACACCAACACAGAAAUACACACAUAGAAAUGAACACACCCUGGCUCAACAUAAUGAGUCCCAGAGCCAGGGUGUGACAGUACCCCCCCCCUAAAGGCGCGGACUGCGACCGCGCCUCAACUAAACAAACCAGGGGAGGGCUGGGCGGGCAUACCUCCUCGGCGGCGGUUCUGGCUCCGGCCUUGACCACCACCCUCCAAUACACCCCCCAUAGUGCCCCUGGUCCAGUCUGGCCCCGCCGGCUGGAGCAGGACUGGACUUAACAGGAGCGAUCCUUACCAGGCUGUCGACUCGCACCCCUGGCUUGGUGCGUGGAGGAGGAACGGGCCUUACCAGGCUGACGACGCGCACCCCUGGCUUGGUGCGUGGAGGAGGAACGGGCCUUACCAGGCUGACGACUCGCACCCCUGGCUUGGUGCGUGGAGAAGGAACGGGCCUUACCAGGCUGACUUCUCGCACCCCUGGCUUAGUGCGAGUGGCAGGAACAGGCCGGACCGGGCUGGCGACGCGCACCGUAGGUUUGGUGCGAGUGGCAGGAACAGGCCGGGUCGGGCUGGCGACGCGCACCGUAGACUUGGUGCGGGUGGCAGGAACAGGCCGGACCGGGCUGGCGACGCGCACCGUAGGUUUGGUGCGAGUGGCAGGAACAGGCCGGGUUGGGCUGGCGACGCGCACCGUAGACUUGGUGCGGGUGGCAGGAACAGGCCGGGUCGGGCUGGCGACGCGCACCGUAGACUUGGUGCGGGUGGCAGGAACAGGCCGGACCGGGCUGGCGACGCGCACCGUAGGUUUGGUGCGAGUGGCAGGAACAGGCCGGGUCGGGCUGGCGACGCGCACCGUAGACUUGGUGCGGGUGGCAGGAACAGGCCGGACCGGGCUGGCGACGCGCACCGUAGGUUUGGUGCGAGUGGCAGGAACAGGCCGGGUCGGGCUGGCGACGCACACCGUAGGCUUGGUGCGUGGAGCAGGAACAGGCCGGGCUGGGCUGUCGACGCACACCGUAGGCUUGGUGCGUGGAGCAGGGACAGGCCGGACUGGGCUGGCGACGCCCACCGUAGGCUUGGUGCGUGGAGCAGAGACAGGCCGGGCUGGGCUGGCGACGCACACCGUAGGCUUGGUGCGUGGAGCAGGGACAGGCCGAACCGGGCUGUGGAGACGGAUAGGAGGCCUGGAGUGAAGAGCGGCCACCACCCGUCCUGGCUGAAUGCCUACCCUCACACACUCUGUGUGAGGCAUCCGCACAGGACGUACAGGGCGGUGAACCCCUGGCCUGGUGGCCUUCUGGAUCCGCCCCCUUUUCUCCUCCGUCAGCCCCGUCGUCCAUGCCGUGUGCCCCCCCCUAAAAAUUUUCUGGGGUUGCCUCACGACCGUCCGACGACGACCCUGAUCACGCCGUUGCUCCUCUCUCCGUCGCCUCUCCACUGUCUCACUCCAUGGCCGGCCAGGAUUUCCCCCCAAGUCCAGGACCCUUUACCGUCCAAUAUCUCCUCCCAUGUCCAGGCUGCCUGCUCCUGGACACGCUGCUCCUCUUUCGCCAGGGCCUUUCCCGGCGCUUCCUCCCAUGUCCACCCCAAGGGCUGCCCCUGGACACGCUGCUUGGUCGUUGCAUGGUGGGUUUUUCUGUCACGAUCGAGGUAAGGAGUAGACCAAGGCGCAGCGUGAUGAACAAACAUACUUUAAUUAGUUAAAGCAUCAAAAUACAAAACACGACUCGUGACGUCCACGGUAUCAAUGACCGAACACGGAACAAAAACCCACAACCACAAAGGGAAAACAUACAGUUAAAUAUGGCUCCCAAUCAGAGACAACCAGCCAACAGCUGACACUCGUUGCCUCUGAUUGGGAGUCACUCAGGCAAACAUAGAAUACAACAAACUAGAAUGAACACCAACACAGAAAUACACACAUAGAAAUGAACACACCCUGGCUCAACAUAAUGAGUCCCAGAGCCAGGGUGUGACAUUGGGUUGCUAGACGUUAUUGUUAUUUUUACCUUAAGUAACUUAUCUUAUGUAAAAGUAAUAUAUCAUACUAAUUUGGUGUCCCGGAUUUACGUUUGCUAUGUUACGUAUAGUCUAGGAGACCAGUUUGGGCACAAUGGAAGGUGAAGGAGCGGUAGUGCAACAUAAGUCAGACAGGGGUUUAAGCAAUAAAAGUGGUACUUUAUUUUUUUUGUAGUUAGUAAACCAAAGAGGUAUAAUAAAUAAAUAAUAAUACAUCUUUACAACAAAUCAGCUGUGCUGGGCUGCUGGUAAAAGUCCAGAGUUCAAUGACAGGAGAUUCAUUCUCAAGUUUUCCUCGCCACUCUCCAGUAGCCGUGGAUAGCCAGCCACCAUUAGUAGAGUAGAGGCCUGGGUAGUUUUACUUUAAUAAGAACUUAAACAAUUACAGGGAAUAAAUGAAAUGGGAAAACUACAACUCAACAGAAGAGAGCUACCCUCGCGCUUACCCCAGAUAGUCUUCUCCUACACAGGAGGAACUAACCUCGUAAGGCUGUUCACUUCUUUAUAGAGGCUGGUGGGUCACGAGUCUUCGAAAGAAAGCACACAGCAACAAAUUCACACCAGUAGCACCCACUGGUUCUUUCACUAGCAGUUCCCCCAGCAGUUUUACCUUUGCCUGAGCAUCCUUGAUUGCAGCUAGGUGGGGAAGGUGUGCAGCUGCUGUGAAUGAGAUUGUUAGUUCAACAGAAAACCACACCCCUGGAUACAACCCAAUUCUCUAAUAUAGUGGCUAAGGAAGAUGUGAGGGGCACUUCCCUAACCGUACACCACUUAAAAUGCCACAACAGAAUGGAGCUGUAAGACAGGGAUGACAGCUCCAAGCCACAGAUUCCUUCACAUUUUUUAUCGACUCCUCUGUAUUCUCUCUCAGAGCACCAUGUGAUGUCCAGCUUCAAGAGGAACCCUCUGGAGCAGGCUUUCAGAAGGCCCAAUGCCAACAUCACCUCCAACUACCUGAUGAACCAGUACUGGAUCCUGGUCAGCCACAAGUUCCCUGCCCUCAUCUACGACCUCUACCUGAGACUGUCUGGACAGAAGCCCCAGUAAGAUUACUAGCAUGUCCUGACAGUCAGAAUUGUCACUAGAUCAUCGUUCAGUCUAUCAAAAUGUAACUACAUACUUGUUUUCAACCCAAUCAACACAGUGUGUUGUAAACCUACAUAAAAUGAUCUGUAAGCAUAAAGAAAUAAGAAAUCACUGUUUGCUGCAUACAAGUGAUUAUUAAUUAAGUCUUUAGUGAAACGAACAUUACAAUUGUGUUAUACAUACAGUACAUUUGGACUGAGAUCCUCCAUACCUUUCUCUCUGUGUAGAAUGAUGCGUAUCUUCAACCGGCUGCACAAGGCCAUCGGCCUGCUGGAGUACUUCAGCAGUCAGGACUGGGAGUGGAACUCCGAGAACAUGAACAUGCUGAUGAGCCACCUCAGCCCUGAGGACAGGAAGGUGCAGUAGACUUACCAUUAUCUAUACACAUACAUAUGCCUCUGCAUGUUGGUGUAUAUUGUCAAUGGUAUGUUUUUCAUCUAGUAAUGCCACCAAUCCAUAAUUUUAGCUCAAACAAACAUCUCUAUUGAUUUCAACACUACAGGUCACGAAUACUUACAUCAUUCAAUUUCAGAAGGUUAAAUUAUAGAUAUCCCAAAGAAGUUUUCAUAAUUGCCUGAAUGUGACCAUAAUAGCCAUGUUGUCUUACUGCACAUCAGCAUCCUAACUCUCUCUCCCAGACAUUCAACUUUGACGUGCGUCAGCUGAACUGGCCAGAGUACAUAGAGAACUACUGCAUCGGCACCAAGAAGUACGUUCUGAAUGAAGACAUGUCAGACAUCCCUGCAGCCAGGCAACACCUCAGGAAGUGAGUCGACUACUUACAGGGCUGAUUGUGUUUUCACCUGCGCACAGUUAGCCCGAGUUAUUUUGAAGAAGGAUGUAAAUGACAGUAUGUAAAUGACAACUCCCUCCCUCUCUUAAUCUCCCAGGCUGAGGAACAUCCGCUACACAUUCAACACUCUACUGCUGGUGUUCAUCUGGAGGGUGUUCAUCGCCCGCUCCCAGAUGGCCAGGAACAUCUGGUACUUUGUGGUCAGCCUCUGCUUCAAGUUCCUCUCCUACUUCAGGGCCUCCAGCACACUCACCAACUGAUAACCAACUGACCGUUGACCAGCUGACCGCCUCCUCAACCAGACAACACCCCUCAGACCUCCAGCAGUACACAACCCCACUCCUCAACCAGACGACACCCCUCAGACCUCCAGCAGU